AGAAUGUAAAUUUAACAAUAUUUGACAGCACACGAAGCUCUUACGUAAAUCUUAAAAUCUCCAGCUUCGAGUACAGGAACUGCACAGAGAACAUCCUGAAAUACAAAUUUUGUGUAAGAUUUUGUCGAUCCUGAAGGGAUUGUGGGGAUUUCACUGAAACCCUAUGUGUCAUGUGCUGGCUCAGACAUGCCCUACAUCAUUGUGCCCAAAUUUCCUGUCUUUACAUCGCUUAACAAAGAGCAGAGAUAUUACAGCGUCGGAGACCAAUCAUAUUCACAUGAAAACACAAUACAGCGCCUGUCGAAGAGCCAAGCAAGAUUUAGCGUUUCAAUUCAAUAUACCGGGUGGCUAGUAUUUUAUUUGUCGCAAAGAGUUUCCCCGCUUUUCAGUGGUUUCUGGUUUCUGACCACAUUGCCAUCCUGCAUGAGAGGAAAAAAAUGAACAGCCUAUCAGCUCACAUCGUGUUUCAUAUCCCCUCUUCCACACCCUCCUGCUGUAGGGGCGAGAAGACGGCAUGUUAUUGAGAUUCUACAAGCGCAGCGACAGAAUCGAGUAAAACUGCCAUGGAGAAUGGAAUACACGGAGUCCAAGCUGCUCAAACAAAUGGCCUGGACUCGCAGCAAAAACCAAAUGGACAAGCAACAAGUGCAAUCAGCAACAUGCAGGCACAAGCCUUGCUCCAGCAGUUGAGUCUGAGUUCAGCGCAGCAGCAGCAGUUGUUCCUGCAGCAGGCUCAGCAGAUCCUGGCAGCCGCUGUGCAGCAGCAGUCCGCAAGCCAGCAGAGUAGCACCACUGGAGCCAACAUCUCUGCUUCUGCUGCUACACCCAUCACUCAGAUCCCUCUCUCUCAGCCUAUCCAGAUUGCACCCCAGCUGCAACCUACGGGUCUUAACCUGCAGCAGUUUGUGUUGGUGCAGCCAGGACAGCUUCAGCCUGCUCAGUUUAUCAUCUCCCCUCCACCUCAAGGCCAGACUGGACUUCUACAAGGCCUUCAAGCCCAGAAUCUUCUGACACAACUACCUCAAAGUCAAGCCCAGAUCCUGCAGCCUCAGCCAAGCAUUGCUCUGACGACACAGGCAGCAAUACCUACAAGAAAGAUAGCCGCUAUGCCAUCUGCUGCACCACCCACAGCGAAGCGGAUGGAUGUUCCUUUAGUGGAGGAGGCCAGUGAACUAGAGGAGCUAGAGCAGUUUGCCAAGGCAUUUAAACAGAGACGGAUUAAACUGGGCUUUACUCAGGGAGACGUUGGCUUGGCCAUGGGGAAGCUGUACGGGAAUGACUUUAGCCAGACCACCAUCUCCCGUUUUGAGGCCUUGAACUUGAGCUUCAAGAACAUGUGCAAGCUCAAACCUUUGCUGGAGAAGUGGCUCAAUGAUGCUGAAAAUAUGACCUCAGAAUCUGCUGUUUCCAGUCCCAGCGACAUGUCCCCUGGCAUUUGCGAGGGUCUGAACCGACGGCGUAAGAAAAGAACCAGCAUUGAUACCAACAUUCGCAUUGCCUUGGAGAAAAGCUUUCUGGAGCAAAGCCAAAAGCCUACCUCUGAGGAGAUCACCAUGAUCGCAGAUCAGCUCAACAUGGAGAAGGAGGUGGUGAGAGUGUGGUUCUGUAACCGGCGACAGAAGGAGAAGAGGAUCAACCCCCCGAGCAGCGGCACACCCAACACACCCAUCAAAGCGGUCUAUACCAACUCCCCAUCAGUGAUAUCCAGUGCAUCAAGCACACUGAAUGCCAGUCCAGCGCUCUCUCUCAGCACUGCCUCUGUUCCCAACCUCACACUUGCCGUGCCUGAUUUUCUCUUGACUUCAGGUACAACUCUAGGACCCGUCACCUCAAACACAGCAACGGUCAUCUCUUUGGCACCCGCUCUUGCCACUCCAGCUCCACCUGUGACCUCCCCAUCACUCACUCCCUCUGCUACAGCAGCAAUUCUGACCAGUACAAAACAGGAAGUGGUCAGGACAACAGAGCCCGGGUCCACCAUAGCAACGUCAACUGCACAGGGGCCUGGACAGCUUGUCGUGUCUCCUGCAGGGCUAGGUGGAGCAAACCUGGCAGCCAUGGCAGCAGCAGCAGGACUUAACCCAGGGAUUAUUUCACCUUCCCAGCUAACACAGGGAGGGGCAUUGCUAAGCUUAGCACCUGCAUCUCUCGGCAGUGCUCUGACUCCAACAGCACUGAUGAACAACACUACACUGGCCACUAUUCAGGCUCUUGCAUCUGGAGGGGCGCUACCAAUAACCUCUAUCGACGGAAACGGCAACAUGCUGUUUGCCAAUACCAGCGCAGGAGGUCCCACGCCCAAUCUGAUGACCACUCCAGUUCUUUUCAACUCACCCCUGUCUCUGCUCCCCGCCGGUGUGCUCUCAUCGGGCGGAGCUGGGGGCGGGGCCCUCAACCUACAGGUUACUGGUGAUGCGCACCAGAGCGCUGUGCCAGUCAAAAGCAUCACUGUGGCCUCCAAGGCUCAAUGAACAUUUUGCUUCCUCCCUCUCUCUUUUUAGACAUUAUUUAAUCCCUUUGCUACUACCAAAUAUUGAGACGUUUUAUUAUAACUAUGAAUUUUUAUCCUUGCGCCAGGAGAAUUUGUUACCUUAUUUUUUGUUUUCUUUUGGACAAACCAACUGUCUGUCUUAGCAGCUGUUUAAGAGCCUUCAUGGAAAUUAUUUGAUGGUUUAGUGGUACUGAUUUUGGCACAUGCUGACGAAGCAGUUGGAAUCCUUCUAGACUUUAUUUUUGCAUGGGUUGCGGGAUGUUUUUCAUGAAAUCGAUCUCUUUUUUUUUUUUUUUUUUUUUUUUUUUUUUUU
Molecule: messenger RNA, 2804 nt
Organism: Hemibagrus wyckioides
Lineage: Eukaryota; Metazoa; Chordata; Actinopteri; Siluriformes; Bagridae
Gene: pou2f1a
Product: POU class 2 homeobox 1a
Exons: 14
Coding region: 564-2471 (635 amino acids)
Biological process (GO): regulation of transcription by RNA polymerase II
Cellular component (GO): nucleus
Molecular function (GO): RNA polymerase II cis-regulatory region sequence-specific DNA binding; DNA-binding transcription factor activity, RNA polymerase II-specific
Source: RefSeq, a predicted model, not a curated record